AGGUGCUUUGGGUGGGUCCCUCAUGUUUAAUGUAUUAUCCUGUUCCCUAUAUCCCGUCGCCGCAUGUUCCUGCAGGGGACUGGAGAAGAGGAGAACACUGUUGUCAUGUCUGGAUGGUUUUACGCAUAACCCUGCGUCAAGUUUCCCACAGCCGCGCGGAGGUUACAGAAGUUUGCAUGAUAUUGUGAGGGGGGGUGGGCUGUCCGCACGCGUGGACUGUCCUGCACUGAACAUCACCCACUGCCGCUGCAGCACCAAGCACCUUGCUGAAAUGGGCGUGUACGGAGAAAGCGGGGAGCACUUGGAAACCAAAGUCAAUUGAGACAGUUCCUCUUCGUAGCCUCACUCAGGGACACUUCCAAACCGCAGUUAUAGAGGUCUACCUCGUGAUGCGUAAAUUGAUUCAUUUUUGCCUCUACCCAAUGUGUUUCUGCAGGAGAGUGAAGAUAAAGUUGAUGGAGUUAAACUCAUUACGUGAGCUCCAAAAACAAACUGGAGGUGAAGCACCCCGAGCUACUAAAAAAAGUUGUCUCUAUUACUUCCAGGGUAAUCAUUUUGCCCUCGGCUUUAAAAAACAUCUCUUUUAAGUACACAAUACCCUGCAGUCUUGUCAACCUCCCUCCCACCACCUUCCCGCGGGCCAUUUAAUUUGAGUGCUUCUAAAGUGUAUUUUCCCUUAAAAAUAUAUAUAUUUUAAAACCAACGUUGCGAGGAGGAUGGAUCCUGGGAAAGUGGGGACGGCGUCUUUGGUCGCCGGCGGCGGAACCGGCGUGAGUGCGAAGGCGCCCAAACAUCUGUGGAGGCAGCAGAACCAGGCAGCGCUCUCUCCGCUCCACCACGCGCUGGUAGUGCGCAAGAACGACCGAGUGAGACAAAGAGGCUUUUCGGACACCGAAAGAUACCUCAACCCGAGGAACAUGGACCGGACUUACGCAGUGGACACAGGGCACCGACCCGGGCUGAAGAAAUCCAGGAUGUCGUGGCCGUCGUCGUUUCAAGGUCUUCGACGGUAA
This is a messenger RNA of Lates calcarifer (barramundi perch), 1013 nucleotides long. RefSeq names its product cAMP-specific 3',5'-cyclic phosphodiesterase 4D-like. The record is from RefSeq and is a predicted model, not a curated record. NCBI's taxonomy places the organism in Eukaryota, Metazoa, Chordata, Actinopteri, Centropomidae. The coding region runs from base 717 to 1013 and encodes 98 amino acids. The transcript has a single exon.